AUGGCAUGUGAGUGUGAGGCCAAGGGCCUCGACGUUGCUGUCAAACAAGCCGAGGACCGCAUGAUGCGGUCGAUAUAUACUGAAAUACGUUCCUGGGUUCGAGGCCAUGCGCAAGACUACAUACUUGAAUAUUUCCGCCUCCUCACCGAUCAACGAAAGACUGCCCAUGCUGCGCAUAUGGAUCGAAUCACUGCCCACGCUUAUCAUUAUUAUCAUGCCCCGCCUCAUCCGACGCAAGUUGCCGAAGCGCAAGCCUCAUUGAAACGCGGCAUUGACGAAGAUUGGCAGGCGAGCGUACAGCGUUACCCCGAAGUACUGGAAUAUUUCUUUGGACUGGUUGAGCUUACACUGCCGGCGGAGGAUGAGCCGGCCGUUAAAGAGCCGCCACUAGGAUCGUUAUCAAAUCUACGAAAAGUAAACCGCCGAAACAGUAAUAACCCUCCCGGCGCCGCUGGCGCAGUUGUACCCCCAGGAUACCGUGGCGACCCAGGUCAGAUGCACCAGGAGCCUCCACCGAUGCCUAUGCCUCGAGCCGAUCGUCGAACUCCCGGCCCUGGAAUGAGACGACCCAACUUUGGAGCGCCACCGCCAAUGCCUGGCGGUUACAACUAUCCUCCUCCUCCUCCUCCAUACUAA
Molecule: messenger RNA, 636 nt
Organism: Fusarium pseudograminearum CS3096
Lineage: Eukaryota; Fungi; Ascomycota; Sordariomycetes; Hypocreales; Nectriaceae
Exons: 2
Coding region: 1-636 (211 amino acids)
Source: RefSeq, a predicted model, not a curated record